This is a messenger RNA of Pseudomyrmex gracilis, 2027 nucleotides long. It is a transcript of the gene Cyp40, whose product is annotated as peptidyl-prolyl cis-trans isomerase D. Lineage: Eukaryota; Metazoa; Arthropoda; Insecta; Hymenoptera; Formicidae. Gene Ontology annotation, molecular function: peptidyl-prolyl cis-trans isomerase activity; protein binding. The transcript has 7 exons. The record is from RefSeq and is a predicted model, not a curated record. Bases 176 to 1342 code for a protein of 388 amino acids. Gene Ontology annotation, biological process: protein peptidyl-prolyl isomerization.
UUACGCAAUACGUACGUAGUUGCGCAGGCAAAGGCGGGGAUGCGUUAAUUGCAUCACAAUAUCUCAAUAAUACCUUAAACAAUGAAAAGUACAAUUUUAUAUGUAAAGCCAUUACCGCCCCUGUUAGUACAUACCUAUAUACAAACCAAUACAUAUUAUUAACUAAGCGGAAAACAUGAAAAGCUUCGGGGAAUACAACAAAGUUGAUUAUAUUACAUCCGAUAAAGAUAAUCCCGUGGUUUUUUUGGACGUUGCAGUCGACAGCGAGAAAGUCGGAAGAAUUGUUAUAGAAUUAUUUAAAAAAGUUGUGCCNCGAACUGCCGAAAAUUUUCGCGCAUUAUGCACCGGCGAAAAAGGAGCUGGUNUAAAAGCCAAAAAAUUACACUACAAAGGGAGUAUUUUUCACAAGCUCAUUUCGCAGUUUAUGAUCCAAGGAGGAGAUAUUGUUAAUUACGACGGUACCAGUGGAGAAAGUAUUUAUGGCUCACAUUUUGAAGACGAGAAUUUUAUAUACAAACAUCGAAAACCUGGACUACUAAGCAUGGUAAAUGAGGGACAGCCAAAUUCCAAUAGUUCUCAAUUUAUCAUCACUGUUCAACCUUCCACACAUUUGGAUAACACCAAUGUAGUAUUUGGAAAAAUAAUAAAAGGCAUGGGUGUUGUAUUAGAAAUCUCUAAAAUACAGACUGUGAAGGAUAUUCCGGUCCAAAAAAUAAGUAUAGUUGAUUGUGGAGAAUUGAAAAGAGAUGAAAGUUGGGGAUUGGAAGAAAAUGAUGGAUCCGAAGAUGUUUAUACAUCAUGGCCCGAAGAUUGGGAUUAUUCCUCCAAUGUUGAGAAGCUCAGUCACAAAUAUAUGGAGGAAGUCAUAANGAAGAUAAAAAACUCAGGAAAUGAUUAUUUUUUUAAGAAGAAUUUUGUUGACGCUGCCAGAAAGUACAAGAAAGCAUUACGCUAUUAUCGUUGGAUGAGCGCGAAGCAAGACAUGCCGGAUACAUUGUAUGCUUCAUUGGCGGAUCUCAAACCAAUUCUNUUAUUGAAUUUAGCUGCUGUACGAUUAAAGCAAAACAAGCCUCGCGAAGCCAUAGAUCUUUGUAACGAGGUUCUGCAAUUGGACGGUACUAAUAGCAAAGCGUUAUUUCGACGAGGCCAAGCCUAUAUUAAUUUGAGCGAAUUCAAGUUAGGGUUAGCAGAUUUGCAACGAGCACUUGAAGCAUGUCCUAAUAACAAAGAUAUUAUACAAGAAAUAAGAAAAUCAAAACAGAUGGAAAACUCUUAUUUAGAAAUUGAGAAAGCAACGUGUCAAAAAAUGUUUAAUUNAGAAUACACUUGUAUAUUUGUUUAAAAAUUUUAACUAUUGUCGACUCUCCACUUAGCAUCGCUUAAAACUAGAUUUCACUGGCCAGUCAAAAUGACCAGUUUUAGAUUUUUAUUUAUAAAACUUACUCAAAUUUAUAAUAUUGCAUUUCAGAAAUUUUUUGACUUUUUUGCAAUAUAUAAAAAAUUAAGUUUAUCAAUUUGUCNUUAAAAAUUUCUAAAAUGCAAAGCCAUUAAUUUUUGAGUAAUUUUGAAAUGAAAAGUUACCAGUCAGUCAUUUUGACUGCUUGCAGUAGUUCUAGUGUUAAUCAACACGACAAGUGCAGUAAAAUGGUUGACAAUCAUGUUUUUGUUUUUUAUUUCAUUUUUUUUUUUUAUAUAUCUUUUAUAUAGCAAUAAUAUGGCAGUCUUUAUUUAAGACGAGAAAUUAAGUUUUAUAUAAUUUUAUAUACGCGUAAAUGUAAGAUUAAUAAAAUUAAGAUUUCUAGAUGGUAAAAGUUAUAAUCAAAGACGCAUCAAAAAGCAUGCUUUCGUAAUGAUGUGGUAGUAAUGUACUAACUAACUGUAUCAGUAGCAAUGUAUCAUACAUUUAUUGAACAAAAAUGAACAAACAUAAGGAUAUUUAGUAAUCAAAUGUUUAUUGUGUAUAUAUAUACAUAAAUGUUUAAAACAAAUGUUUAGAUAGAAAAAAAAUGUAUAAACAAAAAAAGAAA